This is a messenger RNA of Durio zibethinus, 721 nucleotides long. NCBI's taxonomy places the organism in Eukaryota, Viridiplantae, Streptophyta, Magnoliopsida, Malvales, Malvaceae. The record is from RefSeq and is a predicted model, not a curated record.
AAAGGGAAAAAAAUAAAAGGGAAAGAAGCCAAAAAGGAAAAUGGAAGUAGUUCGAUCUCAUAGGAAAUCCAGUUAUAACGACGUCGUCGUUUCAACUCUUCCUCUCUACCGAUCUCUUCCUCCCCUCGAAGUCCGACUCGAAGAUUUCGAGCUCUUCGCCAUGGAUCGUCUCCGAGUUUCACAUCCUGUAUUUGCUCAGGCAAUGGAUCUUUGGAAAGUAAAUAGGAGUCAUCUGCAGGCAACAGAUGAUGUAAACAAGAAUAUCAUUUCACACUUUGUUAUUCGUCUUGUGUAUUGUAUAACAUCUCCAAGAAAUGCCGUCUCUGCUUCAGGCCUUAAGGAAGUAGGUGAAUCAGGUAGCCAUGAUGCUGCCAGUGGGAAUUGCACUUCAGAAGACAAAACUAAUGGGUCUUCAAGUUCCGGUUUCUUCGGGAUGAUGUUUUCAGGUGGGAAUGGUUCUUUUCUCACACGAACACGCAGUGCCACGAACGCUGUGCCACAACAGAUGCGAUCAAGUAGACAACUAUCAUGACAAUCUUAGGUUUAAAAAAAUUUAAAAUUUUAUGUUUGGGAGACUGAUUUCCCAGGUCUCAUGGGUGUCUUUGGACUCAAAGUUCCUCCAAUAUGGGUAAUAGUGCUCAAUCCAAACGUUAAAUCGGAGUGGGUGCUGAAUUUUGUAGAGAUGAUGUUGUGUGUGAUCAAGGGGUAAUAUCAUUUUGGA